Messenger RNA from Melitaea cinxia (Glanville fritillary), 772 nucleotides. Its product is annotated as protein-L-histidine N-pros-methyltransferase-like. Gene Ontology annotation, molecular function: protein-L-histidine N-pros-methyltransferase activity. The coding region runs from base 66 to 485 and encodes 139 amino acids. The record is from RefSeq and is a predicted model, not a curated record. Lineage: Eukaryota; Metazoa; Arthropoda; Insecta; Lepidoptera; Nymphalidae. The transcript is spliced from 3 exons.
GCGAGGUGAGCCGCCGGUUCGCGCACCUCUACACCCACAAGUACGCCACCGAGAUAUCGGCCAGCAUGCGCAAGGCGCUCAGCGGCAAGGGAUACACGCUACUAGAUACAGAGGAGUGGUGGCGCGAACAACGUUUCGACUGCGUGUGCAUGUUGAACUUGCUGGACCGCUGCAGCAAGCCGUGGAGCAUGCUGCGUCAGGCCAAGACCGCCAUCGCUCCCGAUGGGGUUCUAUUAUUAGCUCUAGUACUGCCCUACAAGCCCUAUGUUGAAGGAACCAGCGACCACAAGCCCGAGGAACGUUUACCCAUACAGGGUGUCAACUUCGAGGAGCAAGCAGCUUCCUUCAUACAGUUUAUGAAGGAUGAGAUAGGAUUCGAAGCAGUGGUGUGGUCCCGUGCACCCUACCUUUGUGAAGGAGAUUUUGCCCAAGCUUAUUACUGGCUCGACGACUCCAUUUACGUAUUCACACCCAUUAGGGAAUGAGCAAUUUCAAUCCCAAUUUUAGUUAAGACGAAGUUUAGUUUUGUUAUUUUUGGUAUUAAUUUUUGUAUAAUCCUUCAGAAAAUAUAAUCUCGGUAUACCAGUACUUAUAUCAACAUGAUACAUGAGUUCACGCCAUUUUUGACCUUGUGGAGUCCUAUGUACACCAGUGGACUGCAAUAGGCUAGUGUGAAGUGAGAUACCAGUAUAUCUCAGAUUAUUCAAAUUUUACAGUAUAUUCGAUCAAAAUGAAAUACGUAAGUUAUUAAAUAGAGAAAAUUGAUAACGCU